UCCUCUGCAAGAGUAGUAGGUUCUUUUAACCAUUGGGCCAUCUCUCCAGCCUGUGCGGGGCAUUUUCUUGAUUCAUGAUUGAUCUGGGAGGACCCAUCCCACCGUGAGUGGUGCCAGACCUGGGCAGCUGGUCUUGGAUGGUAUGAGAAAACAGGCUGAGCAAGGUCAGAGGAGCAGGUUUUAUAUAUGAAAGUGUAUGGAAAUCCAAAAUACUACCAAGCCCUUCAUUAUGGAACAGUGAUGCCACCUGAUGAGGUAACAGUUCACUACAGACAUGGUCUUCCCUUGGUGACCCUCACCCUGCCAUCCAGAAAAGAGCGCUGUCAGUUUGUGGUCAAGCCAAUGCUGUCGACAGUGGGCUCCUUCCUUCAGGACUUACAAAACGAAGACAAGGGUAUCAAGACUGCGGCCGUCACCACAGCAGAUGGCAGCGAGAUUCCAGCUUCAACGUUGAUGGACACUUUGCUAAUGAAAGAUUUUAAACUCGUCAUUAACAAACUAGCAUACGAUGUCCAGUGUCACAAGAAAGAAAAACCAAGUGAAGUGCACAUGAUUGAGAUGGAAAACAUGAAAUCCUUGGUUCACAGACUAUUUACGGUUCUGCAUUUAGAAGAAUUCCAGAAGAAAAGAGAGCGCCAUCUGAUGGCAAAGAUUGACCACCUGAAGGAACAGCUGCAGCCCUUGGAGCAGGUCAAGGCUAGAAUAGAAGCUCAGUCAGAAGCCAAGACCAGCGGACUCCUAUGGGCGGGCUUAGCUCUGCUCUCCGUGCAGGGAGGGGCACUGGCCUGGCUUACUUGGUGGGUGUACUCCUGGGACAUCAUGGAACCAGUCACGUUCUUCCUGACGUUUGCAAACUCCAUGGUCUUUUUUGCAUACUUCAUCAUAACGCGGCAGAACUACACUUACGCAUCUGUGCGGAGCAGGCAAUUCCUUCAGUUCUUCCACAGGAAAUCGCAGGGACAGCGCUUUGAUGUGGAACUAUACAACAAGUUAAAGGAGGACCUGGCUGAGGCUACAGAAUCCCUGGAGAACGUGCGCCACUCCCUCCAUUUCCGAAUGCCAGGAGAGGAACUCCGCGAGAAGACUUAGUCUUAUGUUUUUAAACAGCCCAGGGCUAUUGUG
This is a messenger RNA of Peromyscus eremicus (cactus mouse), 1122 nucleotides long. It is a transcript of the gene Mcub, whose product is annotated as mitochondrial calcium uniporter dominant negative subunit beta. Gene Ontology annotation, biological process: calcium import into the mitochondrion; mitochondrial calcium ion homeostasis. Lineage: Eukaryota; Metazoa; Chordata; Mammalia; Rodentia; Cricetidae. The transcript has 8 exons. Bases 187 to 1089 code for a protein of 300 amino acids. Gene Ontology annotation, cellular component: uniplex complex; mitochondrial inner membrane. The record is from RefSeq and is a predicted model, not a curated record. Gene Ontology annotation, molecular function: calcium channel inhibitor activity.